CCAGCGGAGGACGGACACAAUAUGGAUAAACCAGAUGAGUUUGCACGCAACUCCAGCAGUCUCCUGUCUGAAGAUCAGUUCCUGUGUUCCAUCUGUCUGGAUGUAUUAACUGAUCCAGUCUCCACUCCAUGUGGACACAACUUCUGUAAAAUCUGCCUUACACAGUACUGGGACAACAGUCAACAUUAUCAAUGUCCAUUAUGUAAAGAGACAUUCAUCAAGAGACCUGAACUGAAGAUCAAUACAACACUGAGAGAGGUUGUGGACCACUUCAAGAAAAGUGGUCCUGAUAAUCUUGAGAUUCUUUGUGACGUCUGCACUGGAGUGAAGCUGAAAGGCCUGAAAUCCUGCCUGGAUUGUGGUGUGACCUUUUGUAAGACCCAUUUAGAGCCGCAUACAGUUGGAAAACUUAAGAAACACAAACUAAUCAACCCAGUGGAGAACCUGGAGGACUACAUAUGCCAGAAACAUGACAGGCCCCUGGAGCUGUUCUGUAAAUAUGACAAGACGUGUGUGUGUCAUUUCUGCAUUGAAACAGACCACAAGAAUCACAGUGCUGUUCCUAUAGAAGAGGAAAGUGCAGAGAAGAAGGUGAGAUCUUUCUGUUUGAACAUAAUUAUGAAGAAUACACAUUCAUUUAGAUAAAGUUAUUAUAAAUAACACCCACUUACA
Colossoma macropomum (tambaqui) is the source of this 672-nucleotide messenger RNA. Its product is annotated as E3 ubiquitin-protein ligase TRIM47-like. The coding region runs from base 22 to 645 and encodes 207 amino acids. NCBI's taxonomy places the organism in Eukaryota, Metazoa, Chordata, Actinopteri, Characiformes, Serrasalmidae. Gene Ontology annotation, molecular function: zinc ion binding. The transcript has 2 exons. The record is from RefSeq and is a predicted model, not a curated record.